ACUUUGUGGCGAAGGAGAAAAAUGGUGAAGUGUACACUUACAAAUUUUUGGAAGAGAACUCGAAACAGAACUUGAAAGAAUUUGCAAAAUUCUAUUUGACAUCUUCAGAAACAUAUGGAUGGCAAUUCAGUGAAUACCGUUUUCCUUUCGAUGAUAUUAUCGCGUUUGCGGCAAUAAUUCAAGCGGAAGAAGGUUGGCGAUUCUUAGGAAAAAAGAAAUUAGAUCUUA
Ambispora gerdemannii is the source of this 228-nucleotide messenger RNA. Lineage: Eukaryota; Fungi; Glomeromycota; Glomeromycetes; Archaeosporales; Ambisporaceae. The record is from the annotation of a GenBank genome assembly.